Messenger RNA from Pelodiscus sinensis (Chinese soft-shelled turtle), 927 nucleotides. NCBI's taxonomy places the organism in Eukaryota, Metazoa, Chordata, Testudines, Trionychidae. The record is from RefSeq and is a predicted model, not a curated record.
CAUGUCGGAGGUGCUGGAGGGGGCAAUGCGGGAGCAGGAGCAGCGGCUGGGCAUUCACAUCUCCCUGUCCCACGAGAAGGAGCCCCUGGGCACAGCGGGGCCGCUGGCGCUGGCCCGGGAGCUGCUGGCCGAGAGCUCGGAGCCUUUCUUUGUCCUGAACAGCGACGUGAUCUGCGACUUCCCCUUCUCGGACAUGGUGCGCUUCCACAAGCAUCAUGGCAAGGAGGGCACCAUCGUGGUGACCAAGGUGGAAGAGCCCUCCAAGUACGGGGUGGUGGUGUGCGAGGCGGAGACAGGACGCAUCCACCGCUUCGUGGAAAAGCCCCAGGUGUUCGUCUCCAAUAAGAUCAACGCUGGCAUGUACAUCUUCAACCCCAGCCUCCUGCGCAGAAUCCAGCUGCGGCCCACUUCCAUAGAGAAGGAGAUCUUCCCGGUGAUGGCUCGGGAUGGGGAGCUCUAUGCCAUGGAGCUGCAGGGCUUCUGGAUGGACAUCGGGCAGCCCAAGGACUUUCUGACGGGCAUGUGCAUGUUCCUGCAGUCGCUGCGGGCCCAGCACCCGGAGAGGCUGCACACAGGCCCCGGCUUCGUGGGGAACGUGCUGGUGGUGAGUGUGGGGUGGGAGCCCCCUUCCCUGGCUCUGCCCCCUGCGUGCUCCACGGUCCUGCCGCACAAGUCCAUCGCCGAGUCAGUGCCGGAGCCGCGCAUCAUCAUGUAGCAGGCAGCGCGGGCCCAGGGGGCUGCCAGCCCGCUGCCCCAUGGAGCCCCGGCCCGGAGAGAUGAGCGGCCCAGCGGGGCUGGACACUCUGCACUGGAGCGUGGAGACUGGUGUGCGGGAAGCAGGGGCCACAGCUGCGCCCAGCCUGGCCUGAGGGCUGGCCCCAGGGGCAGCUGUGUGGGCCUCACCCAAUACAGAGACACUGGGAACGA